UGGCGGCGGCGGUGGCCGGGGGAAGCCGCGGGGCCGGUCAUGCGGCUGCGGGGCCCGCGGCCCGGAGCGUCCGCCCAGCCCUGAGCGAGGCCCCGCAGGGCGCCCCCCGCCGCUGAGGAUGAGUCACUGCAGCAGCCGCGCCCUGACCCUGCUGAGCAGCGUGUUUGGUGCGUGCGGCCUGCUGCUCGUGGGCAUCGCGGUCAGCACUGACUACUGGCUGUACAUGGAGGAGGGAACCGUGCUGCCGCAGAACCAGACCACGGAGGUCAAGAUGGCGCUGCACGCUGGCCUCUGGCGAGUCUGCUUCUUCGCAGGCCGAGAGAAGGGUCGCUGCGUGGCUUCGGAAUAUUUCCUUGAACCGGAGAUCAACCUGGUGACGGAAAACACAGAGAACAUUCUGAAGACAGUGCGCACAGCCACUCCCUUCCCCAUGGUCAGUCUCUUCCUCGUGUUCACGGCCUUCGUCAUCAGCAACAUCGGCCACAUCCGCCCACAGAGGACCAUUCUGGCCUUCGUUUCUGGCAUCUUCUUCAUCCUAUCGGGCCUCUCCUUGGUGGUGGGCUUGGUUCUUUACAUUUCCAGCAUCAACGACGAGGUCAUGAACAGGCCCAGCAGCUCUGAGCAGUAUUUCCACUAUCGCUACGGGUGGUCUUUUGCCUUUGCUGCUUCCUCCUUCCUACUCAAAGAGGGGGCUGGCGUGAUGUCCGUGUACUUGUUCACCAAGCGCUACGCGGAGGAGGAGAUGUACCGCCCGCACCCGGCCUUCUACCGCCCGCGUCUCAGCGACUGCUCUGACUACUCGGGCCAGUUUCUGCAGCCCGAGGCGUGGCGCCGCGGCCGCAGCCCCUCCGACAUCUCCAGCGACGUAUCCAUCCAGAUGACGCAGAACUACCCUCCCGCCAUCAAGUACCCGGACCACCUGCACAUCUCCACCUCGCCCUGCUGAGGCCCUGCCUCUCGGAGGUCCCCUCCUCCUCCUCACGGGUCUCCCCGCAACGCAGCUCCCCUCCCUUCUUUGGGACUCCCGGCUCCCACCUGGAGGAUGCUGCGCAAGCUUUAGGCCCCGCCCUCUUCCCAAUGGCCCCGCCCCGUCACCCUAACCCCGCCCUUUUUCCAAUUGCUCCUCCCCCCUUUCCUGACCUCUCCACUUCAUUGGCCCCUUCCACUUCCAGAUGGCUCCUCCCCCUAGAUAGCCCGCCCCCUUUCCUGUAAGGCCCGCCCCUUUCCUCUGGCCCCGCAUCUCCCAGCCAAUUACCUGCCAGAGUUCCCCUGCGCUGUGCACCUGCUUCCGAGCAGUGGGCUGCGCAGGCGCCCACCUCCCCUGAGGCCCGCAGCCUUUCGUCUGGCGGCAGGAGCGCUGGGCUGGAGAGUAGGUUCUGGCAGCCGUCAGGAAUGCCAACCAACCUCUUCUCCCCUCUGCCUUGACUCCUCUCUUUCCUGGCCCAAUUUCACCUUUGGACCUUUGGGGUCCUCAGGUGCAGUGGGGGGGGCCUCCUUCUCCGCCCACAGCUCCAGGGUGAGGUGAGGGGCUGGAGGCCCCGGGUAUGGUUAAUCUGGUCUUCCCGCCCCCCCCC
Molecule: messenger RNA, 1574 nt
Organism: Ceratotherium simum simum (southern white rhinoceros)
Lineage: Eukaryota; Metazoa; Chordata; Mammalia; Perissodactyla; Rhinocerotidae
Gene: CACNG7
Product: calcium voltage-gated channel auxiliary subunit gamma 7
Biological process (GO): neurotransmitter receptor transport, postsynaptic endosome to lysosome; positive regulation of synaptic transmission, glutamatergic; transmission of nerve impulse
Cellular component (GO): AMPA glutamate receptor complex; postsynaptic density membrane
Molecular function (GO): channel regulator activity; voltage-gated calcium channel activity
Source: RefSeq, a predicted model, not a curated record